AUGGCCUUGUCCAGCAAGCAGGUAACGGCGCUGGCCUGGCAUAGCAUCGCGUUCGCAUCUUGCAUUUACGGCUUCAAGUCUGUGCACAUUCUGCCCGAUCUUCUCGGUGUCAGCAUGGCGGAUGAAUACGGAGGCUUCAUGCAAUUUUUGACGAUGUGCGGACUAGCUGGGACGACCGCCACUAUGAGUCUGGCGCUGGUGCUCGAUGUGAUCCAGGGGCCACAAGCACUUCUCUGGCUCAAGGACCUGCUGAUGGCUGCCUCGCUGCCAACGGAAACGCUCAUCACGGUGCUGUAUUGGUCGAUUGUAAUGAUCGACAAGAGCCUGUUGAUGCCACCGAAGCAGAUCAUGGACCCAGCAAAUCCGGGACAGGUACUGCGGGAAGAGCCGGUGGCGAUUCCGUUCUUGAUCGACGCAAGCAUGCACGCCUUUCCAGGCGUGUGGCUGCUGGUCGACUUUUUCGUCUUCAGUCGACGACUGCCCAAGUCGAUACCCAUAGUACCUCUCGCUGCAACUGUGACGGUCAGCUAUGCCCUAUGGGCCGAGAAGUGCGCCAAGAUGAACGGACACUAUCCUUAUCCCCUGCUGGACAUUCUGAGCACGGCGCCCCGCCUCGCGCUUUACGGCGCCUCUGGAGUCGUGGCCUGCGCUGUUGGUCUGACCGUGACCAAGCUACAGGCGAGCGUCAAAGGAUCAGAUGCUGCGAACGCGAAGAAGAGGAGAUGA
This is a messenger RNA of Kalmanozyma brasiliensis GHG001, 726 nucleotides long. Its product is annotated as FAR-17a/AIG1-like protein. Gene Ontology annotation, cellular component: membrane; endomembrane system. The coding region runs from base 1 to 726 and encodes 241 amino acids. The transcript has 4 exons. The record is from RefSeq and is a predicted model, not a curated record. Lineage: Eukaryota; Fungi; Basidiomycota; Ustilaginomycetes; Ustilaginales.